Messenger RNA from Aspergillus chevalieri, 267 nucleotides. RefSeq lists its product as uncharacterized. The record is from RefSeq and is a predicted model, not a curated record. Lineage: Eukaryota; Fungi; Ascomycota; Eurotiomycetes; Eurotiales; Aspergillaceae. Bases 1 to 267 code for a protein of 88 amino acids. The transcript has a single exon.
AUGUGCCAGUCGUCGCCCUCGUUUCCAUCGUCCGCUUUGCUGCUCUCCGCUGGCUGCCUGGCCAACUCCUCCUUUCCCUCCUCUACCGCUACUCCUGAGCCCAUUGACUCGGGUCUGAACGACCGGACCGCUGUGGUCUCCUCCCCGGCCGCGUUCGCAUUGACUGAGACCCGGAUUUCGUCCACCGACGCCUGGCUGCGGGGAUCGUCGGAGGUCGGCGAGUCGGUUUGGCUAGGGGUCCUUGUAGGGGUCCUUGGUCCGUCCUGA